Messenger RNA from Microcebus murinus (gray mouse lemur), 2799 nucleotides. The record is from RefSeq and is a predicted model, not a curated record. Lineage: Eukaryota; Metazoa; Chordata; Mammalia; Primates; Cheirogaleidae.
AUGGCUAUGAAAUGGACUUCAGUUCUCCUGCUGAUGCAACUGAGUGGUCACUUUAGCUCUGGGACUUGUGGCAAGGUGCUGGUGUGCCCCACAGAAUACAGCCACUGGAUGAACAUGAAGACAAUCCUGGAUGAACUUGUCCAGAGAGGACAUGAGGUGACUGUAUUGACACAUUCUGUUUCCAUUCUCGUUGAUCCGAAACAAAAAACCAGUAUUAAAUUUGAAGUUUUUCCUACAUCUUUAACUAAAAGUGAUUUUGAAGAUGUUUUCAAACAACUGAUCGAUCAAUCGACAUAUGAUCUUCCAAAAGCUACAUUUUGGUCAUAUUUUUCACAAGUACAAGAAAUUACAUGGAGAUAUUCUGAAGUUCUAAGAAAGAUCUGUAAAGAUGCAGUUUUAAACAAGAAACUUAUGACAAGGCUACAAGAGUCAAAGUUUGAUGUGGUUCUUGCAGAUGCCAUUACUCCCUGCGGUGAGCUGCUGGCUGAGAUACUUAAAACACCCCUUGUGUACAGUCUCCGCUUGUCUCCUGGCUACCAAUAUGAAAAGCAUGGUGGAGGACUUCUAUUCCCUCCUUCCUAUGUACCUGUACUUAUGUCAGAAUUAAGUGAUCAAAUGGCAUUCAUGGAGAGGGUAAAAAAUAUGAUAUAUGUGCUUUAUUUUGACUUUUGGUUCCAAACAUUGAAUGUGAAGGAGUGGGAUCAGUUCUACAGUGAGGUAUUAGGCAAAACCACUACAUUAUAUGAGACAAUGAAGAAAGCUGAUAUGUGGCUUAUUCGAAACUAUUGGGAUUUUAAUUUUCCUCGCCCAUUCUUACCAAAUUUUGAUUUCGUUGGCGGACUCCACUGCAAACCUGCCAAACCCCUGCCUAAGGAGAUGGAAGACUUUGUCCAGAGCUCUGGAGAAAAUGGCGUUGUGGUGUUUUCUCUGGGGUCGAUGAUCCGUAACAUGACAGAAGAAAGGGCCAAUGUGAUCGCUUCAGCCCUUGCCCAGAUCCCACAGAAGGUUCUAUGGAGAUUUCAUGGCAAGAAACCAGACACCUUGGGACCCAAUACUCGGCUGUACAAGUGGUUGCCCCAGAAUGACCUUCUAGGUCACACAAAAACCAAGGCUUUUGUAACUCAUGGUGGAGCCAAUGGCAUCUAUGAGGCCAUCUACCACGGGGUCCCCAUGGUGGGCAUCCCUUUGUUUGCGGAUCAACCAGACAACAUUGCUCACAUGAAGGCCAAGAGAGCAGCUGUUAGAGUGGACUUCAACACAAUGUCAAGUGCAGAUUUGCUCAGUGCCUUGAGGACAGUCAUUAAUGAACCUAUGUAUAAACAGAAUGCUAUGAAAUUAUCAAGAAUUCAGCGUGACCAGCCAGUGAAGCCUCUCGAUCGAGCAGUCUUCUGGAUCGAGUUUGUCAUGCGCCACAAAGGAGCCAAACACCUUCGGGUUGCAGCCCACGACCUCACCUGGUUCCAGUACCACUCUCUGGAUGUGCUUGGGUUCCUGCUGGCCUGUGCGGCCACUGCUAUAUUCGUCAUCAUGAAAUGUUCUAUGUGUUUUUGGUGGAUGUUUGCUACAGCAGGAAAGAAGAAAAAAAGGGAGUAAUUAGAUCUAGACCUGAAGCGGAAAUCCAUGAUACAUGAGAAUUCUUCAGUUUAUUCCAGCGAGAAGAGCUUGUGACGUAAGAUUCCCUUCCUCCUGUGACCACUUGACUUUUCACAAUUAAGUUUGUCGAAUCAAAGUUUGUUUAUGAAACACUUGAUAAUUUUUUGAAAGUUAGAAAUAUUUUAUUGUGAAGAGAAAAUAAAAUCUGGGGGAUAAUAAAAAAUAAAUAAAUAUGAUAUGGGUUUAUGUAGACAUGUACUGUUCCAAUUCAGAAAUUAUAUCAAAAAUUUAUUUAACUUUAUAAUUUACAUAUUAUACAUGAAUAUGAGACCAUCACAAUAUCCUGUCUUAGUAUUAAUAUCAUUUUAUAAAUGCUUAGAAUGCUUUACUUCAUUUUGGCAUAGUAUUUGGUAGUUUUAACUUCUAUUAAACACCGUCCAAUAAUUAGAAUUGCAUAAACCACGUACCAGAAGGGAACAGGGACGAAAGGCCGACCUCAGUCAUUGGUGACGAGAUCACCCUAGACAGAAGAGUAAGUUGCAAGGAAGAAGCACAGCCCAGGUGAAAUGUGUGGGAAAGGUACCAGAGCCGACCCUUACUGGAGGUCACACAGCAAGAAGUUGUGGAGCAGAACAGGGAGAGAAAGGUUUUGGCAGAAUCUAAGCCCUGAGGGAUUCAGGGCCUGGUGGAGGAGGGAGUGGGAGUGUUGACUUUUGCUCCCUCACCCCUGUGGCAGUCUUCCAGCUCCCAGUCUGUCAGAGAGCCCUUCCUCCCGACCAAUCCAGACACUGCUGCCAUCCCUGACUGAGGGCUUCCUGGGAGCAGAGCAGUGGGCUGCGGGCCCCUGUGGGGUGCUUCCCUCCACACGCUCAGUCUGAGAUGGCAGGCGCCAUAGUGCCCCACACAGGCCGGGGCCUCCAUCCUGUGGGGGAAGCCACAGCCCCUCAGUCUCUCUUUUCCUGGAUCCCACACCACCAUUCCCAGGAACCCAUUUGCACUAUGACAAACUCAAAGGAACAGGGAGACACAGGAGAGGAACAGUAUUCCUGGAGUCUGACUCAUGAGGCAACUGAGGCAAAGUUUCAGGACUCUGAUUUCAUGUUAUCUGUCAGUCAUUCAGAAUUCUGCAAUUGACUUGAUAUGUGGCACAUUAUCAAUGUGACCCAUUUAAGGUUUGUUUUAGGAUACUUACUUAAUAUUUGAAAU